UGUACGACGGAAGACUUCCGAUAUUGGAUUGCGGGCGGUCCUAAAUCAGCAUGGAACAAGGGCGCCUCAUAUGUCUUUGUGGAGAUACUUGAGAAGCAGAAACUGGUCACUAAACCCAGUGUAGAAGAUCAUGAUGGUCUCCGUGAAGCAUUCCUUGUGCGCUUGAAAUCGCUCCAUAAAUAUUGGUUGGAAGACAAGAAAAUGGCGGAAGAUAGUGACGACUUGCCCUUACCCAUGGGCAGAUGGCAGAGAAAAAGCACAGUGAGUUGUCACAAGCUCUUGUUCCAUCAGCGAAGAGAGGUUAUACUUACCUUUGAAUCACUUCAGCCCUACCUCAAGAUGUUCGACGAGUUAGGCGUCGCGGGAAUGUCAUUGGACGAAGAAGACCCCGGCAUGAGCAAACCUCGAGUACAGUACAUUGUAAAGGGCCAAAGAUGGCGAGCGGCCUUGGUCAAGAACUUCGUCCGGCCAAUAGAUUUUGUUCACCUCGAAGGACGAUGCUCCGCCAAUGGAAAUAAAUUCAGUUUCACGCGAGGUUCUCCUCCGCGUCUUCGUGUUGAUAAUAACGACCGGAGUUCGAACAGCAGAUAUGUUGUGGGCUUACCCUCCAACUUCUAUGAUGCCGCAUGG
Lentinula edodes (shiitake mushroom) is the source of this 630-nucleotide messenger RNA. RefSeq lists its product as uncharacterized. Lineage: Eukaryota; Fungi; Basidiomycota; Agaricomycetes; Agaricales; Omphalotaceae. The annotation marks the transcript as partial. The record is from RefSeq and is a predicted model, not a curated record. The transcript is spliced from 2 exons.